Molecule: messenger RNA, 549 nt
Organism: Colletotrichum navitas
Lineage: Eukaryota; Fungi; Ascomycota; Sordariomycetes; Glomerellales; Glomerellaceae
Exons: 2
Coding region: 1-549 (182 amino acids)
Source: RefSeq, a predicted model, not a curated record
AUGCGGGUGAUGAUGACGACGAUGGUGCUAAUGACGAUGAAGGCCAUCUUCGCCGCAUCUUACACGGCCGCUGUGACGGCUCUCGACGACAGCCUCUACAACAUCCGCUUCAAUAAAACCUCCGUAUCACUUGUCCUACAUCGCACAAUGGCCCUUCUAGAACGCCAGCGUCUAUCACUCCACUACAUGGUGGUUGACGCACUCGAAGCUCCCGAUGCAACCUUCCUCCGAGACCUCAGAAAAGUCGUCGACCGCAUAUGCCUCAACGCCACCUAUCUCUUGUCGUGGGCAGGGAAACCCCCGAAAAGACCCGUGGCGACUGCCAGUCAUGACCUGGCCAACCUAGAUCUCGACAUGUCACUUGCGUGCCAGCUGCUGGGCUGCCGCAUCUCCGAUGUGGCCCUUUUGUGGUCACCCCUCGGCGAUACUGAGUCUGACUGGCGCCCCAAUCGCCUGCGCUUGACUGCCAAGCUGCUGAGCACGGCAUACGACGCCUCUUCGUUUCUCUACGCCUACCGAAAAGCUCUCUCCAGCGGCGAAACCUCUUAG